Molecule: messenger RNA, 2269 nt
Organism: Atta colombica
Lineage: Eukaryota; Metazoa; Arthropoda; Insecta; Hymenoptera; Formicidae
Product: transformer-2 protein homolog beta
Exons: 4
Coding region: 135-1046 (303 amino acids)
Biological process (GO): positive regulation of mRNA splicing, via spliceosome
Cellular component (GO): spliceosomal complex
Molecular function (GO): RNA binding
Source: RefSeq, a predicted model, not a curated record
AGUGACUCCGAAGUCCGGCCUUAGCUGGCUUCGCCAUAUUAUUGUCGUGUCUGCGAAGAUACGCAUCUACAAGCUCGUGAAGAAGCAUCUUGACCUUUAUACGACACAAAUCCACCGUUUGAGAGACAUCGGCGAUGAGCGAUAUCGAGAGAAGUGGUAGUCGUAGUGCAAGUCCGCGCCGACCACGAACUGCAGACGGUGGCUUAAGAGAUUCACGAUCACACUCGAGAUCGCGUAAAUCGCGCGAGCGGAAGGACAGAGAGGUCAAAUAUUCGAGGUCUCGUAGUCGCUCUGCAUCACGUGGACGAAAGUCGUAUCGCGGCAGCAAGUACACCAGUGUUGGUCAUCGUAGCAGCCGCAGUCGAAGUCGCUCACCAUACCGCGGUGGUCGUUACUCUCGCAGUAGAUCUCGCUCAUACUCACGAUCGCGAUACUCUCGCGAUCGACACGUGUAUCGUUCACACUCGCGCAGCCCAAUGUCAUCUAGACGACGACACAUCGGCAAUCGAGACAAUCCUUGUCCUUCUCGUUGCCUAGGUGUUUUUGGACUCUCCAUUUUUACUACCGAACAGCAAAUUCAACAUAUAUUCUCAAAAUAUGGUCCAGUAGAACGAGUACAGGUCGUUAUCGAUGCAAAGACUGGACGUUCUAGAGGAUUCUGCUUUGUAUAUUUUGAUACAUCCGAGGAUGCUAAAGUGGCUAAAGAGCAAUGUACCGGUAUGGAAAUCGACGGGAGGCGAAUUCGCGUAGACUUCUCUAUCACACAACGUGCCCAUACUCCAACUCCAGGAAUAUACAUGGGAAAACCUACGCAUCUGCAUGAUAGAAGCUGGGACGCACCGAGGCGUAGAGAAGUUAGCUACAGAGGAAGCUAUCGUCGCUCACCCAGCCCAUACUACAGUCGCCGACGUUCACGUUACGACCGUUCUAGAUCGCGCUCUUAUUCACCGCGUAAGUACAAUCUCCUCUUUAAUUUACGUUGUAAUAUAAGCUGUCUACAUGGAUAUGUGUCUCAUUCCUAUAUCACAUUAAAAUACACGGUGUAAACAUCUGUAUAACUGCAAAUUAUCUAGCAAAAUCUUCAUAUUUUCAUAAUUUAUCGCACAACCGUGUUUAUUGCAAUGUCAUUUCUCUUCACUUGUUUAUUUUACCGAACACUACACGAAAAUAUUACAUGAAGAAAAACUUCGCAUGUUUUACGAUAUUUAUUUUUCUAAAGAAAGACACAAUUUCUCAUCAUUUUGCUCUGUUAUGGCCUGGCAUUUUGCUGUGUCAUAUCUAUGUUAAUUAACUGCUUUCUUGAAUAUAGUUGAAAAUUAUGAAAUCUAAAAGAAAUUAAUAUAUUGCAUUAAAUUUAUUAUAUGCAAAAAAAUUCUAUUUUAUAUCAAUGCUAUUUAUAUGAAUGACAAAGAAAAUGAUUUUGCACGUAUUUUAUUACAUUGAAAAGAGUCGAUCAGCAAUUUAUGUAAUAUUUCUUCUGGAUUCAUAUUUUCGUAGACCGCUUAUAUUUCUAAUUGAAACGGUAAUAUCAGUUGGAUUGCAAAGUAAGUAUUUAAGUUAGCAAGAAAACAGCAGAAGAAGGCAUCAGAGAUAUGCGCUUGAUAAAUCGUACGGUAGUAGCUAAGCAGCAAUCCGUAACUUCGUAAAACAAUCAUGGUUUUUUUGUUGCUUAAUGAAUUUCAGGUCGAUAUUAAAUCAGAUGAAGUGAUGCGAGGCCAGGUCCUUUCGGAGAUGACUUUGACCCAAAUAUUUCUUCAACGGGUCAAAAUUAUGAAAUUAACGAAAUCGCAUUAUAUUACUAUUCUUACCUUACCCAGUUCUGCAUCGUAUGCGAUACAAUCUCACAGGCGUUAAAAUUAUAAUACCAUAAUAAUAUUAUUAAGACUAUGGAUUAAAAAAAGUAUAAAAUGUAGCCGAAUUUAGCAUACUGCACGAAAACCAGUAAGGUUAGAAUAGAUGUAAAACCUUAUUUUCAUAAGUUUAUAAAUUUAUAUUGCUUCCUUUUAUGAAGAUAAGGUUUCAAUUGUGUAAAAAUACAAGGCUAUAAUGUGAAAGCUGGAAUAUAAUUGAGCGCUCGAAAUUUGCGGCCAGUCUUUAGCUUACAGUUGUAUUCCAGCCGUUGGAUAGAAUCUUUUAAAGAAAAUGUGGAAAGUCUCUUAAAAAAAAUAAAGUAAACCUAAAUAAAGAAAGCAAGAAAACGAAAAACACAAAAAAGAAAAAUAAUAACAAGCUUUGAAUAAAAGUAAGUUCUCUAACCUAUUUGUUUGUU